This is a messenger RNA of Pararge aegeria (speckled wood butterfly), 1277 nucleotides long. It is a transcript of the gene wal, whose product is annotated as electron transfer flavoprotein subunit alpha, mitochondrial. The transcript has 7 exons. NCBI's taxonomy places the organism in Eukaryota, Metazoa, Arthropoda, Insecta, Lepidoptera, Nymphalidae. Gene Ontology annotation, cellular component: mitochondrion. Gene Ontology annotation, molecular function: electron transfer activity; flavin adenine dinucleotide binding. Bases 119 to 1111 code for a protein of 330 amino acids. The record is from RefSeq and is a predicted model, not a curated record.
UUAUGUGUCAUUCCGUGGACCGUAUAUUUGAUCUGUGGUAACGUGGACUUUGUUCUUUGGCUUUUUAACCUUUUUGAAAACUUUUGUAAUAUUUAUAGUUUUUAGGUUUCACAAAAUAAUGUUUUCCCCGUGUACGAGGAAUUUGCUUCUAUCAUCGCAGUUACGGCGAUUGCAAAGUACAUUGAUUAUAGCAGAGCAUAAUAAUGAAGCUUUAACACCAGUAACACAAAACACCCUUAGCGCUGCGAAGAAAAUUGGCGGAGAAGUUUCUGUUCUUGUAGCUGGUACAAAAUGUGGUCCGGCAGCAGAAGCCAUCUCAAAAGCAAGUGGAGUUUCAAAGGUGCUAGUUGCAGAGAGUGAUGCUUUCAAAGGCUUCACACCAGAAUCUCUGACACCACUUAUAUUAGCUACUCAAAAGCAAUUUAAUUUUACACAUAUCUUGGCACCUGCAACUGCAUUUGGCAAGGCGCUACUACCCAGAGUGGCCGCCAAGCUUGAUGUAUCACCUAUUACAGAUAUCAUUGGUGUAAAGGAUGCUAACACUUUUAUUAGAACUAUCUAUGCUGGUAAUGCUGUUUUGACGUUGGAAGCUAAAGAUUCCAUCAAAGUAAUCACAGUAAGAGGUACUGCUUUCCCUCCGGAGCCUCUUGAAGGUGGAUCAGGGGCUGUAGAUAAGGCUCCAGAUGGCAGCUAUAAAACUGAUUUAGUUGAAUGGAUAUCACAAGAGCUUACCAAGUCGGAUCGGCCCGAGCUUACCAGUGCUAAGAAUAUUGUUUCGGGAGGUCGCGGCCUGAAGUCGGGCGACAACUUCAAGCUGCUGUAUGACCUAGCCGACAAGCUGAACGCUGCCGUGGGCGCCUCUCGCGCGGCCGUCGACGCUGGUUUCGUGCCCAACGAUCUGCAAAUUGGACAGACGGGCAAGAUUGUAGCCCCCAACCUAUACAUUGCCGUGGGCAUCAGCGGUGCCAUUCAGCAUCUAGCUGGUAUGAAAGACUCCAAGACCAUUGUUGCAAUCAACAAAGACCCUGAAGCUCCUAUCUUCCAGGUAUCCGACUUGGGUCUGGUCGCAGAUCUGUUCAAAGCUGUACCAGAACUUACUUCCAAGUUGUAAUAGUUGUAAAUAUCUUUUAGUUGCACAAUUUCAGUAAGUUUUUGUAUCACAAAACUAUGUUAUCUGCGAAUUUUAAUGUACACAACAUAGUAAGAUUGUUAACAGUUUAUGAAAUUCUAUAUGAGAUGUAUUUGAAGUUGUAAAUAAAGUAAUAUUUUAUAUAUUA